AUGACAACUAAUCGUCAAAAAAUUAAACACUUAAUAGUGGAUUCUGGACCUUUUAUUAAAUUAACAGAUGUUCGUUCACUAGCUGAAAAUGUAUACACUGUACCUGAAGUAGUUUCAGAACUUCGUGAUCAACAUGCCAGAGACUUCUUUAAACAAAUUUCUUUUGACAUCAAGUUAAAGAGACCUUCUGAUAGUGCAUUAAGAGAAGUGAUGAAUUUUUCAAAAAAAACUGGUGAUUUUGCAAAUUUAUCAGUAGUUGAUUUUAAAGUAUUGGCUUUGACUUAUAUGAUUGAGUCAGAGACUAACGGCGCUGAUAAUUUACACUCAGUGACAGAUGCAAGUAAAUCUAAUAAUAACGAUAGCGUCAUGAAUAAUCAACAAUUCAAUGACAAUGAUA
Molecule: messenger RNA, 397 nt
Organism: Entrophospora sp. SA101
Lineage: Eukaryota; Fungi; Glomeromycota; Glomeromycetes; Entrophosporales; Entrophosporaceae
Source: the annotation of a GenBank genome assembly